This is a messenger RNA of Pleuronectes platessa (European plaice), 2598 nucleotides long. Its product is annotated as putative zinc finger and SCAN domain-containing protein 5D. The coding region runs from base 1 to 1509 and encodes 502 amino acids. NCBI's taxonomy places the organism in Eukaryota, Metazoa, Chordata, Actinopteri, Pleuronectiformes, Pleuronectidae. The record is from RefSeq and is a predicted model, not a curated record. The transcript has 4 exons. Gene Ontology annotation, biological process: regulation of transcription by RNA polymerase II. Gene Ontology annotation, molecular function: RNA polymerase II cis-regulatory region sequence-specific DNA binding; DNA-binding transcription factor activity.
AUGGAGUCGGUGCGGAGCGCCUUCCACGCACAGCUGGCCACCGUCAUGGACUCCCUGCUGGCCGCCGCCGUGUGCGAGAUCGCCAAGAUCUUCGAGGGCAGCCUGUGCGAGCAGCAGGCGGAGCUGGUGCAGAAGACCGAGGAGAUCUCCGUCCUCCGAGGCAAGCUGGAGAAGGUGGAGAGGAGGCAGCGGGCGAAGGGCGGCCCGGGCGAGGAAGGGGAGAUGCCACCGGCGGAGAGAGAGGGCAGCAUGAGGCAGCAGACCCCGACAGGAUCAGGACUGAAUGUGGGGAAGGAUGUGACUUCUCACCCAGACCCAGUAGAAGAGCUCAGUCAGAGCCUCAGUGGACUGAAAGAGGAGGUGACGUGCCAGGACGGAGCUUCAGUAAAACAUGAGCAUGCGGGUUCACGGCCUAACCUGGGGUCUGUCGCAGCUCAAACUGUGGAGGGAAGACUUGCUGCUGGGGACCAGAGGCAGACAGAUACUUUGUCUAUCACACAAAACAAGUCCAAAUUGUCUCAUUGGGACCAUGGCAGUCGCAGUGUAGACCACAGGCCCCUUCAGGAUCAAGCCUCCACCCCGUUUCUCUCCAUCUCCCAGAGUGGACGUUGCUCUCCCAGGCCUGACCCAGGCUUAGCUCAACCAGGGGAUUGGUUACCAGCGUUGGAUGCCACUCGAGGUAGGAUGCCCGGUCUAGAGAAUCUGCAGGCAGAUGGCACCAGCUGCCCUGGACCAGCUAGCAGCAGUACUGGCACUGACGCAUCCUGCUUCCGACCUGGUUUUGUCUCUGACGAGACCAGCAAUGAAGAUGACAAUAGUUCUUUCCCUUUCCUGGACCAGGAGCCUGAGGACCAGAACCCCAGUCAGAACUCCGUGCAGGGACAGGGUGUCGGGCAGAGGGAGGCUCAGCAGGAUCAACCCCAAGCUCCCACUGGCCAAUCACCAUGGAGACUCAGAGAUGACCGGGCUGGGAGAGGCCCCAUCAAUCACACACGGCGAGCGACAGCAUUGGGCAGCAGAGACCCUCUAAGACCACAGUCCAACUCGCAGUCGCUCACAUUACGGCACACAAAUGCCCUCAGCCACCCUCCAGCUCCUGGUGGAGGGAAUGGACGACCGUACACAUGUCCCUACUGUGCCAAGUGCUUUACAUACCCCUCCCACCAGCGCAGGCACCUUUUGCGCCACACGGGGGUCCGACUGCAUCCCUGUCAGUUUUGUGAAAAGAGCUUCCUCACUCCCUCCGAGCUGACUGUUCACACUCGCACACACACAGGGGAGCGGCCUUUUGGCUGCGCUCAGUGCGGUAAACGUUUUGCCCGCAGCGGGAACUUGAGGGCCCACCAACGGGAUGUUCACAUGGGCAAGAGGCCCUUCGCUUGCACAGAGUGUGGAAAGAGAUUCGCUCACAGGGGGAACCUGAGGGUGCACAAUCACAGAGUCCACCAAGGAGAUCCCUACUACAUGGAAGACCAGCAGGAGCCUGACAUAGGCCAGAAUCCCAUCUGAGAAGAUCACAAGAAAAAGAUUGUUCUGCACUUUAAUUUUGUUGUCAAACCCGAGGAGCUUGUUUCAGGGCUGCCCAUUAAGUCCCACCUGAAUUUUUCAAUGAACACCUAAAACAGCUUGAAAGUAUUUAAGAAUUUUGAUUUGUUGGUUUUGUUUUUUAGUUUUUUAUUUGCUGUGGCGCAACUAUAAAAAGAUCAGCCAUCAGAUUUGUUUGUUAUAAAUGAAGUAUGAGAUCAAAAAGAUUUUUGCCUUCAGUUUAUCUUGGAUGAUGAUUCAAGUCAGAGUUAAGGGUCACACUAAGGGUCACACUAAGAAGGAAACACUUUUACUGUAUUAGUGACUGGCUAUAAUAAGCAACAGUAUUAGCUGUUUUUGUACAAAAAUAAUCUCCAGGUUGACCCAUUGAUCCAAUGGUUUUCCUCCCUGUCAGUCACUGAACAAAUCCACUCACCAUUUCAUUACUCUAGUUGAGAGAAGAACCACGUUUUUUAAUGAAGCCACUAAAAAAGGCUCGUUGAUAUUAGAUUUAGACAUGUGGCAUGCAACAUUGUGCUUAUCUACUGCCCAUCUCCUCAAACAUAUUUACACUGUGCUUAAAAUACAAAUGUUAUUGCAAAAAGUACAUAACCUUGUUGUUAAAGGACUGUGCUUUUAUUUUCAUCCUGUCUUUGCAAAGGGAAAUUAAAUAACAUACACGUGUAAAAAAUGAUUUGUUCUCAUCUUGAAACCAUGCAUUCAUUAAUCUAAUAUUGUUGCAAUGCUGAUUGUCAGACACCGGGGGGCAGUGUGAACAUGCAAACGAGUUGUAGAAAUAGUUAAGGACAUCAUUGCACAUAGGAAGAAGCCCUUCUCAGUAUGUUUGACAGUUUCCCCUUUAGUUUCACAUUUUUCACUCAAUGUUUGCACUUGUGUAAUCAUACCCUCGCUCAAUUGUAUGUGUGUGCUUAAAAUGCAAAGUCAAAGUGUGGGUAUAUGAGACCCUGGGCUCACGUGUUUGACUGUAAAAUGCCAAAUUUCUCUGCUGCAGUUUGUAUUGAAGUGUGUUUGUAAAACCAACUGCAUUUUAUUCAUAAAAAUCCUUAAAUAGCA